AUGGAAUUCCGAAAAUUCGAUUUCACACGGUAUCCCGAAUAUGUCGCGAGUUUGAAAGAGUAUCGUUGGAAACCGCUUAUGAUAGCUGAGGCACUCAUUGAAUUCAAGGCCAUAUGGUAUAUGGACACUUCGAUACUGUUCAAAAAAGGGAACCUGAACCACGUCCAUCAACUUAUUACUUGCCGAAAUUACGUCACUGAAAGACCUCCGAUGAAAUCCUGGCCUGAGCAGGGAAUUGACGAGAGGAAACAAACGACUACUAGAGAACGGUUGGGAACGUUAAAACAGUUCGACGAAAAGCGGUGCCGACAUGGCAGGAAGCCGGCAUUUCUUAUGAACGGUUUCACUGGUCAUGGUAUCUACGUUGCCACAGCCCCAGAUGUCUACAAAUUCAUUCCAACGAACUACACAGAAAUCAAAAAGCACAAGGCAAAAAUGUACGAAUCGGGACUG
Messenger RNA from Cooperia oncophora, 453 nucleotides. Lineage: Eukaryota; Metazoa; Nematoda; Chromadorea; Rhabditida; Trichostrongylidae. The record is from the annotation of a GenBank genome assembly.